UGCUGUAGAUUCAGCGUACAAGCAGAGAAAACGACAAGCAAGCACAGGCACGCCCAUCACGUAAUAAGCAAACCCCCUCCCCCCCUACAGACAGGCCCAGGGUCAAGAGGCAAGCCAGGCAGCAGCAUACAGCAGCGCCUGCUAUCGAAAUCCUCACCUGCGAACAAGAUUGCGCACUUCGACCAGCGACACACCCUCGACAAGUCCGCGCCACAUCAGGCGAACACCCACCUAUUUUCUUGUCCUACGCUGCAAACACAAGGAGGCCCUCUCCUGUGUCGUAUCCAUUAUCAAUCCGUGAAUGCCCGCUUGUCACUCAAGAAGGUAGGUGACACUUGAGAGCGACAAGCAAGGGAUUUUUGUCAUCGUCGGCACGACCAAACCAUGUCCAACGAAUCGACAAGGUCGCUGCCAGCGGCCAAGCGUGUCUUUCCAGCGCGCACACUCAUACAAAGUCCGACGUCCGAGAGUCCGCCGGGCACGACACCCGGGGAGAAUCCUUUUGCUGCCUUGGCUGGACUGCGGCCGCAUUCACCAGAUCCUAGCACACACACGGCGCAGCAAGAAGGCGACAUGCUCUCGAGUGAUUCUGGCGGCGCUUCAAAAACAACUGAACGGACAAUGAGCUAUACCCAAGAACGUCAGCAACAGCAAAAAGACACACAAGAUGCGCAAGAUGCAGAUGCAAUAUUGAGAAAAUCGCAUGUCGAGCAUGAUCGAGUAUGCGAUAAUCAAGGGACCGUCACAGUGAACGACCAAGCAUCAACGACGGGUGCCGAAUCUUCUGAUUUCACAACGCGCCGGUUUGAGUACAAAACUGGCGAAGAUGGCACUCAUCUAGUGGAUACGGGUCUGCAGCAAGACAUCAAUAAUGGCGGCGUUCAAAAAUGCGAAGAUGAGCCGAUACACAUGCCCGGUGCUGUACAGGGAUUUGGUGUCAUCAUGACCCUCAGCGAAAACAAUGGAAAGCUGAUUGUACAUCAUGUCAGCGAGAAUUGCAAAGAGGUCCUUGGCCUUUCAGCGAAAUAUCUAUUUGGCCUCGAGGAUUUUUACUCCAUCUUGCCACAAGACGACAAGGAGAACCUCGAAGACCAGCUCGACUAUCUCGAAGAGUCCAACUCAUCAGAUGCGCACAUCACACUCGACAAUACAUCCGCACAAGAUGCCGAAGCGAAUGUUUCUCCAGAAGUCUUCAUCUUGCAGAUGUAUCAGGAAGACAUGUCACUACCGCCAACCAAGUGCUGGUGCGCGAUACACCGGAUGCUCGUCAAUGGCGGCUUGGUGACGCUCGAAUUUGAAUUGCUUAAAGAUACGAAAUUACCCCUUGUUGCACAACGCCCCGGCGGCAAUCAAGAGACGCGACCUGGUUUCAACAACAAAGCCGGUAUGGAGGGCGAAGGGUUUGAUGCCUUUUCAGAGGAAGAUCUACUGCUGUCGACCGUGUCUGCAUCAAAACCCUUGCGUCGUAUCCGGCGGUCUGUGAUUGAGGGCGAAGAGACCGGCACGAUGGAGAUCUUUUCACUGCUCUCGCAAAUCAACGAGCAGCUCUCGGAAGCGCAGGAUCUCAAAUCCUUUCUCAAAGUGGUCGUUGGUCUUGUCAAGGAAAUAACCAAGUUCCAUCGCGUCAUGGUUUACCAAUUCGACGAGCAUUGGAAUGGUCAGGUUGUUGCAGAGCUUGUUGACUGGAAUGAAACAAAGGAUCUCUUCCAAGGUCUCCAUUUUCCAGCUACCGACAUCCCAGCACAAGCGCGUCAAUUGUACAAAGUCAACAAAGUCCGUGUAUUGUAUGACCGUGACUUGACAACAGCCCGACUACUUUGUCGCUCGCGUGCGGACCUCGAGAAGCCGCUCGACAUGACACACAGCUUUUUGCGUGCCAUGUCGCCUAUUCACAUGAAGUAUCUUGCGAAUAUGGGUGUGCGUGCAUCCAUGUCCAUUUCCAUCACAGCUUUUGGUCAGCUCUGGGGACUUAUUGCAUGCCACACCUAUGGGCAAACUUCGAUGCGGUGCUCUUUUCUCAUUCGCAAGCUUUGUCGUCUUAUGAGUGAGCAAAUCAGUCACAAUAUUGAGCGACUGUCGUAUGCGGCACGCUUGACUGCUCGAAAAAUCAUUCACUCACCAAAUGGAAAGAAUCCCUCUGGCUAUAUCGUUUCUCGUGCUGAAGAUUUGCUUGGCUUGUUUGAUGCAGAUGUUGGCAUCUUGUCUAUUGGCGAUGAAGGCAAGAUUCUUGGACACAUCGAAAAUACCCAGGAGGCCAUGGCACUGCGCGAAUAUUUCCGAACAAAAGGUUUCAAUACAAUCAAGCCGUCCUCAGAUCUCGCUGGUGAUUUUCCAGACUUGUGCUACGAACCUGGUUUCAAAGUCGUGGCGGGUGUUUUGUUUGUACCCCUGUCACGAUCAGGAGAUGACUUUCUCCUAUUCUUCCGGCGCGGACAGCUCAAAAAGGUGCACUGGGCGGGUAAUCCCUAUGAAAAAGUGCUUGAAAAGAAUUCCGGACAGGGUACCAUUCUAUUACCGCGACAAUCCUUCAAGGUAUGGAGUGAGAGUGUUUUGGGUCGAUGCAACGAUUGGACGGAAGACCAGAUUGAAACAGCCGCAGUCUUGUGCUUGGUGUAUGGUAAAUUCAUUGAGAUUUGGCGGGAACGCAAGCAAGCACUUCAGACUUCACGAUUGGCGAGUCUGCUCUUGUCGAAUGCAGGUCACGAAGUGCGCACGCCACUCAAUGCCAUCAUCAACUACCUGGAAAUUGCGUUGGAGGGCAAUCUGGAGCCAGAGGUGCGUGAGUCACUGACAAAGUCUCACACGGCCUCCAAGAGUCUUGUCUAUGUCAUCAACGAUCUUUUGGAUUUAACGCGUUCAGAAGCCGGCAAGGAACUUUUCCGCAAUGAAGCGUUCGACCUUGGCAGCGCGAUUCGUGAAGCAAUGAGCAUGUAUCGCAGUGUUGCAGACCGUGGCAAUGUCGAACUCUCCGUCAAGGAAGAUCCCACUCUGCCGCGUCGUGUGAUGGGCGAUCAAGCCAAGAUCCGGCAAGUUGUCGGCAAUGUCACUGCGAAUGCGCUCAAGCACACAGAGCACGGAGAAGUGUCUGUUGAGACCAAAGUGCUCAAGAUGGAUAGUCAAACUGCCGAAGUGGCCAUCAUUGUCACGGACACGGGUUGUGGUCUCUCUGAACAGAAGCUGGACACAAUCUUCCAAAGCUUCGAGCUGAUUGACAGUAUGGCAGACCAGCAAUUGCCCACCAAGGACAGUGAACGGGGUACCGGCCUUGGCCUCGCGAUUGUGGCGCGCAUCGUCCGCAACAUGAAUGGCCAACUUCGUGCAGAGAGUAAAGUUGGCAGGGGCAGCAAGUUCACUUUUGUCUUCAACUUCCAAAUCGCUCGGCCGCAUUUGUCUACGCACAGGGGCUUAUCGCCAGAUCAGUCAGUCAGUACUCGCAAGCAGCACGGCGCCAACAAUUCCUCACAAAGUGCCGAUAUCUCGCAACGGAAAACAACCACAAAUGAUAGCGCUGAUAAUCUACCGCCGUCGACCAAGUCUGCCACGUAUGGGUCUUCCAUGCAUGGUCGUUCAACUGGAUCUGGUUCGAGUGCUUUGAGCGAUGGUGUCAUUGAGGUGGAUGAACAAGGCGGCCGUGCGUGGCCUUCCAAUGCUAUUCACCAAGAAAAUCGUCGUCGAGUGCGGCUGCAUCCUGCAACAUCGUCAUCCGGCUCUCUUGGCGCCGUUAAGCAGGCCUUGGAUGAGCAGCAACGGUCCAUCUCGAACAAUGAGUCGGAAAUCGAACAAUUCAUGGGCGCCAUGAUGCAAUCACCCAGCGGAUCUGCAGAGAUGUCGAAUGACUCCAUCCCUACGCGCCAACGUUCAAGCGCUGGUAAGCUUUCUGGCAGUGCUGGACCACAGCGCAGCUCAGAUUCUGGCUCGGGCGGCGUUCGUAGCCCUUUGGCUUCUGGCAGUGGAUCGGGUCGCUCGAGCGCUCGUGGUUCUGCCCAAAAUUCCGCUUCACGGUAUCGCACUCGACAAGCAGGUCGUGAACUCUCUCAGCGGAAUACUCGACCACCAAUCAGUACAUCUGGGGGUGGUGGGUCUGUUCCAGAGGCAUCUAGCACUCGCAGUUUCCACGACCGGGAUCAUGGGCUUGAAACGUUGUCAGAGGACACUGGCAGCAGUACCGGCAGGGCACCGAUUGAACCACACAUCAUCUCAAACUACGACAUGUCGAAGCAGCACUUGCGAGCAGUCAAGAUGGACUCGACAGAUGUGCGUGUGCCGCAGCGGUAUGCCAAGAGCCCAGUCAAGUCAACGACUGAUCCGACAAAAAAGCUCAACAGCUCCAAUAGCGGCGGUCAGAACGGGACGCAUUCGGGUCUACCAUCGCACAAAGCCUUGCAUGUGCUUGUUGCAGAAGACGACGCCAUCAAUCGGACUAUUCUCAAGAAGCGACUUGAGCUGGACAACCACACUGUGGAGCUGACGAUACACGGUCUCGAAUGCUACGAGGUGUAUUCAAAAGACCCUCAAAAGUUUGAUGUGAUUCUCAUGGACAUGCAGAUGCCAGUGUUGUCCGGCAUGGACGCCACAAAGAAGAUUCGCGAAUUCGAGGAGACUUGCUACGCAGAUCGUCAAGUGCGCAUUCCUAUUGUGGCUGUCAGUGCGAGUCUGAUUGAGAAGCAAGUGCCCGAGGCGCUUGAAGCUGGCUUGUGUGGAUGGAUUCUCAAGCCAGUGAGCAUCAGUCGCCUUCGACAAUUGUUUGCUGGCCUCAACGAUGCCAAGAUACGCCAGUGCGACUUGUACGGCAACCAGGACCAAGUUUGGGAGAAUGGCGGCUGGCUCACUCUUGACAUUGCCGAUGAAAUCUAACGAAAACGCCUUCAUGCGCACGAUCUCUGUGAAUUACUGGCACCUUCUUACGGGCUACGACUCGACUUCUUUUCUCCCCUCUUCUUCGCAGCUAUUCAACUUCUUGGGACUUUUGGCAGAUUCACUCUUGGCAUUCACUUCUCUUUCUUCUUCUUCAGCCAACCUCAUCUGCAAUUUCUCCUCGGUGCCUAUACCGCAUCGUAUCCCUAUAUUCAUAGCGUCUAGCAUGUCUUUUGCAGGGCCCUGCUUCCUUCCCCUACUGAUUCCUCUUGAUGUGACUUGCUACUUUCCACUGAACACGUGCGCCCUCCCUCGACGACAUCGCAGCGCACACUAGAGCGGAGCGACCAGGCCCUCGUAGCUCUUAGGGACAGCUGUUCCAUAUACUCUCCAAGCGUGCCUUUCGCGAGCGGAGACCAUCAAGAGGGCACGAGCUCCCGGUCCGUGGCUACCGGCGAGUCCAGGGUGACCGCUGGCAAGCG
Messenger RNA from Protomyces lactucae-debilis, 5336 nucleotides. RefSeq lists its product as uncharacterized. The transcript has 2 exons. The coding region runs from base 385 to 4854 and encodes 1489 amino acids. Gene Ontology annotation, molecular function: protein binding; phosphorelay sensor kinase activity. Lineage: Eukaryota; Fungi; Ascomycota; Taphrinomycetes; Taphrinales; Protomycetaceae. The record is from RefSeq and is a predicted model, not a curated record. Gene Ontology annotation, biological process: detection of visible light; phosphorelay signal transduction system; regulation of DNA-templated transcription.